This is a messenger RNA of Mya arenaria, 2776 nucleotides long. RefSeq lists its product as uncharacterized. NCBI's taxonomy places the organism in Eukaryota, Metazoa, Mollusca, Bivalvia, Myida, Myidae. The transcript has 10 exons. The coding region runs from base 245 to 2053 and encodes 602 amino acids. The record is from RefSeq and is a predicted model, not a curated record.
UGUUGACAUUUUGUGGUGCAAUACACGGGUUUACAACCUGUGUAUAUAAGCAACAGUCGUGGCUUGUCAGCAUAAACAUGCAUUAAAAGGAGUUAAGUCAAGAGCUAAAUUAUAUUGAAAAAAUAAAUUGACACCUAGAAUAUUCUUCUAGGCCACAUAUAUCGCCGUUGAAAUCGCUUGACAGCUACAUCGUUGUUUGAAGUAUUUCAUCAAUAAUUUAAUUGUUUACAUUGUUACCAGAAUCAUGAGAGGACGAGGUAGAGGACGUGGUCGUGGCGGACGGGGAGGUGGCAGAGGACGCUCCAGAGGUCGAGGUGGGUAUAGGGCUGCUAGGUCAACUUCCAAGGACAAAACAGAGGAGGGUCCAAAACAGGAGUUAGACGUUGAUAAGAAUGUCACGUCAUACUUUGUUGGCAGUGUGUCCACUGACGAGCACUUUGAAGCCCAGAGUAAAAACAGAGACAGAUAUGCGGCAGCAAUGGCCGUGCUACAGAAGAAUGGGGUGGACAUUGCUCAAAAUGCUAGAAUCCGAGCACUAGCUGCUGCCUGGGCAAGGCACGAUUACAGUCUGGCAGAGGCUUUCCUGCAGGCUAGAACCAGGUUUGGACUACUGGAGGUUCUAAAGGCGGUCACACUGCUUGACUCUGGCAGGCAGGUACGAGUUCUGGAAAAGAAGCUGAAACGCCUGCAGACAUCUGCUGGGAAGGCGAAACCUCACACACUAGGCAAACUGAAGUCAGACAUUGAUAACCUCAACACGAACAAACCACUGAAUGGCACAGCAAGUGGAGCUGUGUGUAAGCACAUCAGGCGGUGGGUGAAGAGGUUUACAGCGGAGGAGCUCGAGUUCUAUGCCAUUCACUUCCCCAAGGACCCAUGGAAGAAACUAGCUGACAUUGUCCAUUUCCAUCCAAAAGAGGACUUUACAUCCAUGGACUGGUUCUUGCCAUACUGCUUUGGAGGUGCCGCACCGGAGGGAUCCAUGGUGGAGAGAUGUCAGGCCCUUGUAGCAAAGAACUCCACCGACACUGACAUGGAUAUCAAUGCGCUAAUCAAGGAGUUUCCUAUUCCCUACACGGUGGUUAAACCUCAUCUCUCUAAGCUUACAGAUGACUCAAAGGCCAGGAUCGCAUCGUGUGAGAAGAAGCUUGAUACCCUUCUGUGGUGGUAUGAGGAUCUCAAAUGUGCAGCUGUUGAUGAGAUUAUUCUGAAGCGUGUUGAGGGCGGGGAGGAGAUCAACCUACCCAAUGGGAAACUGCUGGAGAGACUAUUGUACUUGAAGAUGCUUCGGGAGAACAUAUCAAACCAGCGCUGUUACUAUGGUUCAGAUCCCGCACCCGAGAAGAGGACAGCUGAUGAGACAAUAGCCCCAUUCUUCAAGUACCUCAUUCCACCAUGCCAGAAGAAAGUGGAUGCUAUCAGCCUCUCCCUGGAGACCCCCAUUGUGGUUAUUGGGGAUGCGUCCGGGUCAAUGGAGGUGGCCAUCCGGACUAGCUCGAUCAUUGCAGGACUGCUAAGUGCCAUCUGUCAGGCCAAGCUUGUAUUUUUCAAUACAGAGAACAGACACGCCCCCUAUGUUCCCAAGAAUAUUGAAGAGGUUUUGCAGCUUGCAGUAGACACAAGGGCGGGUGGAGGUACAACGCCCGCAGCCAGCCUCUGGCCCUUCUACAAUGAGAAGGAGGUUGUUAAGACGUUCAUCAUUGUCACAGAUGAAGAGGAGAAUGGAAAGUGCCAUGACAUGUAUUUUGAUGAGAUGUUCCAGAAGUACCAUGACGAGGUUUUCCCCGCGAAAAUUGUCUUUGUCUCAUUCUUCUAUAACCAGACUAAUCGCGGACACAUGUUGCCUAAAUUGGAGACCCGGGGGUUCAAACCCAUGAGGUUUGUGUUUGACACAAGCAGGCCGGACCUGACGAAGCUUGAUAAACUGUUUGGAAUGCUAGCAUCUGGGUCCUCAGGGUUCAAUAAUGAGAUUGAUGAGAUGGAGGCUGUUAUUAAACAAGAUGGACUAACAAAGGCGUUUGAAAGAAUGGAGAUAGAGGGAAACAUGAACUGACAUUCUAGCAGAGAUUAUUUGUUUAACUUAGGCCCCCAAAACAUGUUUCCUAUUUCACUGUCCCCCAAAAUACAUGGAAUAUAUAUAAAAAGAAAAAGUCUGUGAGUUUUAUCUGAAUACCAUUGUAACACUUCAAACUUGUGCCAUUUGGUCUGAAUAAACGCUAAUUACGAAUGCUCUUUUAAAGCAAUACAUUAACGCCAGUAACUACUGAUUAAUUAUUACUAAAAGAAGAACAAAUUAACAAGCAGAUAAUCAAAAUACAAUAUAGGGUUAGAUGGAAAAAGGUAGGUCUGGAAGCCAGAAACAUUUUUGAUACCCAUUAUUUUAACUUUUAACUUUUUAUGUCAUUGUAAAACUUGGUGUGUAAUACUCAAUUGUGACAUGUUUUCUUUUGUUCUAUUUUUAUGCCUAUUGAUAUGAAGCAUUUUAUCCAAUUUUAGUACUUGAAUUUUUUCAAUUUAUUUUAGUAUGAUAAUAUUGUGAGAUUUUGUCCAUUGUGUAAUUAAGGUAUUUUAUUUUUUCAUGUUACAGGUUAAGUUUAAUAUACAUAUGUAUAUAUUUGUGUACAUGAAGCUGUCUGUGAUAUUUGUGUAAAUGAAGCUGUCUGUGAUAUGUUUUUAUAUGUGAACAUUAUUUAAGAAAUCUAACACACCACUGAGGGUCAUAUGACAUUAUAAGGACCGGCCAGUCAGCCACCAAAAGUGUAUAUCGAGGGGUGAA